AUGGCGGCCUUUUCUGAUAAGGGAGAUGUUUGCAGCGAGCCCUUGUGUGGCAUGCGGGACUUCCUGCCAUUUAACUGCAACAAAUGCGGCAGCGUGUUCUGUGUUGAUCAUUUUGUGCCGGAGAGGCACAACUGCCCGCGAGUGCGUUCCGGAGAUCGGCGGGUGUACGUCUGUCCAACAUGCCUGGAAGCCGUCCCAAUGGCAAAUGAAGAGGCAGAAGCCUCAGCCGCACAGCGACACAGACCGACUUGCCAACCAGAGAAGUACGAAGAAAGGCGACGUCAACUGAAAGGCAGCACCUGCCCGAUCAAAUGCUGCAGAGAGCGUCUAACUGAUAUCACGACUUACCACUGCAAGGCGUGCGACCAGGACAUUUGCUUGAAGCAUCGUCUUCAGGAAGACCAUGACUGUCAGAGAGUCCAGCAGGCUCGAAAAGAAAAACAGCAUCGCGCUAGGAGCUUCCGCCUUUUCAAAUCCAACAGCAGUGAGAAAACCACACAGCAAGUCAAGCCAGGGAGGAACGCACUUUGCAGUGCGAGGGGGUCCGAAGCGACACAGGCGCCAAAACAACAAACAAUGGAGCCUACGCGGUUCCACUCCUGUCGCAGACAUAGGGAGAAAGGUCGAGAUGCAGUAGCUCGCGAAGGGGCCGAUACAGCGUAG
This is a messenger RNA of Besnoitia besnoiti, 663 nucleotides long. RefSeq names its product AN1 family Zinc finger domain-containing protein. Gene Ontology annotation, molecular function: zinc ion binding. Gene Ontology annotation, cellular component: cytoplasm. The record is from RefSeq and is a predicted model, not a curated record. NCBI's taxonomy places the organism in Eukaryota, Apicomplexa, Conoidasida, Eucoccidiorida, Sarcocystidae. The coding region runs from base 1 to 663 and encodes 220 amino acids. The transcript is spliced from 6 exons.